ACUAUGCCCACUGCCUGAUCGAGUGAACUGACUUUUUGAAAAAAACUGUCAGGAAGAUGACCAGGAAGAUCGAUUUUCUACUGUUGAAAACUCCUCGUUUGUUCAUGCGGCUACUUUACUCUGACGGAAACCCACAUCAGGCACCCCGACAUGGCAUGCUUGCCUAGGGUGGGACGUGGAACCCCAUCCGAAUGAGUUGGCUGCAUUGUAGCAUGCCUAAAUUUUAAGCUCUCUGGGCAGAUUGUUGUUCAUGAGCGCCAUGCUCAAACGCCUCUGCCCUUCCGAGACAGGACAAUGACCAUUGUUGUCGCAGGCGAACAUGUUUGCUACUGAGUACUGGUAGUAUCAGGAGAGACUGCCACUUCGUGCGCUACGAAUGACGUCAUGUCUAGCUCAAAUUGAAUGCCGGUCGCCCUUUUUAAUCAGGAAGACACCCUCCGCACCAGCCGAACUCGCGCAUCACUUAUCGCGUGCCACACCAGAAGUCCGGCGCAAUCAUGUCAUUUAAGCCGCUCACUGACGUCCAAGUGACCUACCGCCAGAUCCCUCAGUGGCAGGGUCUUCCGAAUACAUCCAUACAGUCGAAGCCACUCAUGAUCUACCACAAAGCAUUCGACGCGUCGGCUAGCGACCUUGCAGCACAUUUCGAGGAUGUAGGCGAGGUCACGUCGCAGUGGGUCUAUUCUAUGUAUCGCCAAACGCACUUCCACAGCACCACCCACGAGGUUUUAGGAGUGGUUUCCGGCCGUGCACGCCUUUGUUUUGGUGGAGAAGACAAUCCCGAGUGCUUCGAACCAACCGUCGAACGAGGGGACCUGAUCAUAGUACCCGCCGGUGUGGGCCAUCGACUCCUGGACGAGCUGGGCACGGACGAAGGACCUUUCAAGAUGGUCGGUGCCUAUCCGACUCAAAAACAGUGGGAUAUGUGCUACGGCGAACAAUCCGAGGCAGACAGGGUUACGAAGAAUAUUCAGCGAUUGGAUUGGUUCCAUGGAGAUCCCUUAUACGGCAAAGAUGGACCGGUUUUGCACGUGUAGUCUGAACCCAGCGUGAGCACGUGGCUUAGCAGUAUAUGUACAUCUACCAUUGACGAGUAAAUCGGCCGUAAUGCAUAUAUUAUCGGUAUCAAAGCCAGGGCCUUCGCACAGCAUGCCACAUAUAAACGCCUCGCCUAACCCAAUUGACAGAUGACCAAACCAGGGGAAACAACACCAACAGG
Messenger RNA from Aspergillus brunneoviolaceus CBS 621.78, 1219 nucleotides. Its product is annotated as cupin domain-containing protein. NCBI's taxonomy places the organism in Eukaryota, Fungi, Ascomycota, Eurotiomycetes, Eurotiales, Aspergillaceae. The coding region runs from base 498 to 1037 and encodes 179 amino acids. The transcript has a single exon. The record is from RefSeq and is a predicted model, not a curated record.